Molecule: messenger RNA, 7535 nt
Organism: Harmonia axyridis
Lineage: Eukaryota; Metazoa; Arthropoda; Insecta; Coleoptera; Coccinellidae
Gene: Bap170
Product: AT-rich interactive domain-containing protein 2
Exons: 19
Coding region: 609-5843 (1744 amino acids)
Biological process (GO): regulation of DNA-templated transcription
Cellular component (GO): SWI/SNF superfamily-type complex
Molecular function (GO): DNA binding
Source: RefSeq, a predicted model, not a curated record
CAUAUUAUUCUGUACUGGUGUUGUCAAAAGUUAGAUAUACAUUUUUGUUGAAUGGUGUUAAGAUCGAAUUUUCCACAGUGAAAGUGCAUUAGAAUAAAUUAAUUAAUUAAGUGAAUAUCUGAACACAACACACAAUGGAAUGAACAAGUACCAUGUUGGAGAAGUCGUCUAAAAAUCAUUAUUUUCGCGCUUAUAAUAACGGAGAAACCGGCAGCCAUGUUGUGGUUUCGUUCUUGACAAGCAUCAUGGGUUAGUGCAGUGAAGUUGUCGUAUCUUUUCUGAAGAAAAUCGGUUUUUCUUGAAGUUGGAAUAUUUACAUCUGAUGCUAAUCUGUGUGGAUUUAUCCAAUAGGUGUUGUAAAACGAUUAUUAGCCUCGUAAACGAUGAUACUGCGCAUUAUUGGCGUCGUGAUUCGUACUAGCGCAGGGAGUCAACUGCCUGGCUAGUGGCUAACGACUACUAGGCUCGAGCAUCCCUAGUUGCGGGAGGUGAACAAAACCUACGUCGGGACCUUGUGUUAGCGCCCUGGAGUUCGCUCCCGCUCCCGGUAUGGCUUAAAGUGAGAAGUGACAUAUGAAGUGAUUUUUAUUCGGUCUUUCGUGCUAAGUAUGGCCCAGGUUCUGGAAAAAGACCCAGCCACGUAUUCUAAGGAGCGUGAUGGAUUCAUCCGAGAUCUCCAACAUUUCCACGACACUAGGGGUACCCCAUUCAAGAAGCUCCCAACCAUUAGUGGAAGGGAAGUGGACCUCUAUCUGCUUUACACCCUAGUAACAGCGCAAGGAGGAUGGUUGAAGGUCAAUUCGAAGAAUGCGUGGCCAGAUCUACUUCAGCACUUCCACCUGCCUUCGAAGUGUGUCAAUGGAAGCAUCGCCUUGAAGCAGGUUUAUUUGAGGUAUCUGGACCGAUGGGAGAAGGUUCACUUUCUGGGAGAAGAGGGCGACCGAGGGAGCGAUGACGACGAGGAGGGCCGUCAUAAGAGAUGCUCCGCCCGAGCGUUGCACAUGGUGCCGCUGACCUACAAUUACAAUCAACACGUAGUAAACGAGGCCAAUCGAGAAUUCAACCAUCUAUCUACAAAUCUCUUCAAGCCAACUGACUACGAUCGUCUUGCCCUCUCUCUAAUAUCUCCUUUACCCAACGAGCAGGACUUUGCAAUUAAUGUAUGCACAUUAUUAUCAAAUGAUGGGAAGCAUACAUUGAAAGUUGAGAAGAAUCCUAGGUUGUUGGAUUAUUUAUUAGCCCAUGCUGGGGUAUUCAAUCAUGUUUCAACAAGAAAACUUUUUCUCUAUAAUUACAACGUAGUUAGGAAACACCCCAUCCACAACUUCUGGGAUGAAGUGCUCGAUUCCAAAGACAUUUUGGAACUCAUACAAUCGCCUGACGAGGUAGAAAAGAAAGAAUCGCCGGGAUCACCAAAAAAGCCUAAUGACCCUCCCACUACCACAACACAAGUAUUGGAAAACUGUCAAGUGGAGACUCCUAUGGAAGUCGAUGUAAAUAGAAAUGAACAUGUUAUUAGUGUUGAUGAAAGUGACGGUGAACUGUUUAAUUUAGAUGAUAGCUCGAAUCGAAAGAAGUCGAGUCGAAAGAUAACUAUAGAUCCUUUGGAUAGAGAUCUGUUCUGCCUUGAAAGGACGCUCGGCACUCAGGACUAUGUUGGGCAGAGAGUGUUACAGAUCGCGACCAUACUUCGUAACUUGAGUUUUAUUGAGGAUAACGUUCCGAUUCUAGCGAAGAAUAGGACUUUUGUGCGGUUCAUUCUUUUGUGUUGCUGUUCGAAGUGGAAUUAUUUGAAGAAUCUCGGAUUGGACAUGCUCGGUAACAUCGCGGGUGAAUUCGAAGUGCGAGAACUAAAUCAAGAUAAAUUAGCGACAGCCUUGUUGACCAUCAUAACGAGGGGUUUGGAUUCCCAAGACCGACUGUGGUGUCUUUCGUCCCUAGAAAUGUUGAACAAAUUGAGCCAAAAUGAAAAGAAUGAAGAUGUCAUGUUGAGAUGUUUGGAAACGUCGGUUUAUGAAAAAGUCUGUUCUUUUCUCACCAUUCAUGAUGUCAUGUUACUCAUCUAUACCCUGGAAUGUUUGUAUUCCUUAUCAUCAUUAGGGGAAAGAUCCUGUAAUCUUAUUGUUAUGAAUCAUGGAGUGGUUGACACUCUGGUUUCUUUAGUUACUGUUGAAGGUAAAAGUUAUGGUCCCAAGGCAUGUAUCGGCAUGAAAUUGGUCGAAACUGUAUCAGGAGUCGUACCUAUGGCAGCUUCCUCAGUUAGUAACUCGAAUUCUACAACUAAUACCAGUGUAGUCCAAACACCUUCAUCCAUAUCUACUUCAGUAUCUUCCACCACUAUGUUAACGCCAAAACCUAUUUCCACUUUCAAUACAAUUCAAAAGGUGGGGUCUGGUUCUACAGUGAUGAAGAGUAUGCCUAUGCCUAUGCCCCCUAAGAAUAUGACACAAAAUACACCUGUCCGAACCAUACAGAUGGCGCCACAAAGACUAGCUACAACUUUACCGAGUCCGCCUAUUGCCACUGCAGUACCUGUAUCUGUACCUAACAGUACGCAAUCGGGUAAUCAAAAUUCACAGUCGUUAACGCCUCAACAAUUGAUCCAACAGCAGCAUGCACAUCAACAAGCAAUCCAUGAAAAUGAGCAGUUUGCUCUUGCGUGGUUGAGGGCAACCUAUGAACCAUGUAACAACAGUAAAGUAAAUAGUCAAGAACUCUAUAAACACUAUAUUAAUUCAUGUACAAAAAUCGGUAGACAGGGUGUCAUUUCUCCAUUGCAUUUUCCACGAUGUGUGAGGUCUGUGUUUGGAGGAACAGUGGGACCAAAUCCCAUGAAGCUAAGCAACCCCAAGGAUCCCCAAUUUUAUGAUGGUAUUAAGGUGCGAGACCACCCACUUAUAAUCAAUGUUCCACCAUCUUCUCCCAUUCCCAGUCCUCAGCCAACAGCAACACCCAAAACCACUCGGCGGAAACCUAAACCGAAAGACACCUCCAAAAUACCUCCCACAGUUAGUAAUACCCCAUGUAGUUCCUCGAUCAGCUUAACUCAGUCUCAGGUGAAUAGCUCGCAGGGUAUUGCAACAGCUCUAACUCCCAAAGAUAAUAGUAUAUCGCCUCCUGCCCCUCAGCCACCUCAGCUCUCUCCAGCCCUUCAAGCGGAGGCGCCUGAGGGAGGGGCCUCUCCCGCAUCCCCAAUCCUCAAGGCCCAGUUGAGUGCUCCCCCAAAACAAAGAGAGACGUCGGCUGCAUCCCUCAGUUCGGCCCUUAUUAAAACCGAUCCAAAGAAUCAGGCCUUAGCACAUCCUCAUUUGAGCCAGGCUCUAUUGGGAAACUCCAGUACCAGUACCACCACGUUCACAACAACAACAUUGAUAACAAAUAAAGACGGCAGCCAACAGCAAAUCAUAUCAAACCAACAAGGAGCUAACACCUCACUUAUUAAGAGUUUGUUGGCUAAUAAGGUAAACGAGUGCAUGACCGCAGUGAGCAUGAGGACUGCAGAGUGUCAAAAAGUAGUUCAGGUUGCGGAAAGACAACAGAGGCUCCUAGCCCAACAGGGUCAAACGUUUUCGAAUAAAACACCAAUUAAGACAGAACAGCAGGCUAACGUUAGAUUAAAUGGGGCCAGACAGUUGUUUGGGGAUGAGGAAGUCGGUGAUCCAUCCGUAUCCUCAACUACUCCAUUUGCGAAUACCACGAAAGGAAAGAAGGAACCUCCACAACCUCCACCUCCACCACUAGCACCUCUCACUGCUACCGCGCAGCUGAGGAUGGUUAGGCCCCCUGUCAAAGUCGAUAAUGAAGACAGCGAUUCUAUCGGUAACAAUUCAUUGGCUUCUAGUAUCGUUGGAGUUGGGGGUAUUUCUUCAACUGAGGAUGGAGAUAAUUCGCUAACUAGUUUUGAAGGCUUGUUGAAUGGAGUUCCUAAUAUUGAUAAUCCAUUGAACGAAGAUAGCAACUCGAAAGAUUCCACUGGUGAAAUAACAAGAAGUAAACCACUGAGGCUGGCAGAUUUAUUAGAGAAAAAGAUUGAAAAAACCCCACCAGUUAUUGUCAAUGGUUCUUUAGGAAAAGACUUGAAAAUUACUGCCAAAGGUUUGGAGUUGGUAGAAAACCAUAUAGAAAAGGCGUUGAUUAGGGACAAGAAUAUCCAAAUGGUGAAAACUGAUCCAGAAAUCAAACAAGAAAUUCAAACUGGAAUUAAGAGACCUGCUACUGAAGAUAUUUCUAAAGUAGAAGUGAAAAAACCCUGUCUUGAAAAUAUUAAUGGAAAUGCGCCUUCUCCCAAUCCGGAUUCACUGGAUACUAAGCAGGAUGAGCCGGAUGAAGAAGAAUCAAGAGGCAGUGCUAGAGUAUCGGAUGCAGCAGCUAAGCUAUUUGCUGAUAUCGCAGCAGAUAUAUUGGAGGAUGAAGAUGAGGAGCAACUUUUACAAGAAGCUCAACAACCAGCGCAACCACCAACUGUAUCAGUUGACACAUCUAUAGGUACAACUCCGUCCGUGGGCCAAUUGGUAAUGGACAAUGGAACGGGACAGAUGCUUAUCACAACACAGCCCCGACAGAUAAUUAUGUCGCAGUCAAACCCUUCGAUGAAAACAGCUUCGGUUCCACAGCCUCAACAAACGGUGAUUGUGCAGAAUUCUGCACAACAACGAGCUCCUGUAAUGCUGCAACAGACUAACUCCGGCCAAAUUCUUCUUUCUCAAGGUCUGCAAGGUCAAGUACAGUUUGUUACGAGCGGACAGGGUGGACAACAAUAUGUUCUUCAGACUGGUGGUACUCCUGGCACUUACAUGGUAGCACAACCACAAACAGCUAUGGUACAUGGGCAACCACAAACUGUGUUAGUAGCGCAAACUGCGCAACAGCAUGCAACUGGAGCGAAAACCAUAAUAAUAUUACAGCAACAACCUUCUUCUGCUAAUUCAUCUCAUCACCAAAAGGUUAUGGUUACGCCCCAAGGUCAGCAAGUUGUGGUGACCCAAGUACCUAGGCCAGUUAUCCAUACCUCAGUGAGCAACAUUGUUCAAACUUCAACAGUUAUCAAGUCUAAUCCAGCAUCGAUAAUUACAACAUCAACGACUACUAGUACGGCAAAUUCUAAUGUGACAGUAUCGCAGACUGUCAAACAAGAAGAUUCAAAACCAAAAAUCUUCAAAGGAAAGACAGUCAAAGAUACCACACAUCUCUUCAUCUGUGAAUGGAUUGAUUGCACAGUGACAACAAAUUUCAAAUCGGCAAAUGAGGUAUAUCUUCAUGCCUGUGAGGCUCAUUGUCCACAGAAUAAUGUCGAAGAGGUUAUUUGUCAGUGGGACCGAUGUGACAACUUGAAAAGGAAGAAAUUUUCAUUGAUGACGCACCUCCAUGAUAAACACUGUAAUUUAGAAGCUAUGAAGCAGUCUUUAGUGAAAAGAAAAACACAACCAAAUUCCGGUAAACCUGAACCAGUGGCUCCCCCUGUCAGCACGUCCCCUCAUCCUGGUUACGCUCCUGAUGCUGCUCUUCAUGCCAUCAAGAGGCAUGCACUUGAGUUUGUAAAUCCAAAGGAACUUCAGCAAAAACAGACGAAACAGAACACACUCAACAGUGUGACUGUUAUUGCAGCACCAAAGGUUGUUCCACCUUCAACUGAUCAGGAUGACAACGAGGGGCCAGUAACGAAAAGUAUUAGGUUAACAGCAUCACUAAUUCUGAGAAAUCUUGUAAUCUACAGUGGAAAUUGUAGAAGGUACUUAAAACAUUACGAGUCUCAUUUAGCAAAUGUAGCUCUCAGUAAUGUCGAAUCAUCUAGAACCAUAGCCCAAAUUUUGUACGAUAUGAAUGAAGGGUCAAAUCACAGGUGACCUAAUCAUAGAAAGAAUAAAUGAACAAUCGAAUUUAAGAAAAGUACAGAUCUCCAGUGAUAGUGUUUGAGAAUUGAACAGAAACUGAGAACUGUUCGGAAAUGCUGAGUGAUUGUGGAAAAUCUAAAACAUUUAUAUAUAAGCAGUCUGUAUAAAUUAUUAAGUGUACAAAUAUAAUUUUUAAUAGUAGGUAACUAAAACAAAAAGCCUAAUUGUUAUUUUUAUAUUAAUUUUCUAGUGUAUUGAAGCUUUUUCAUGAUAAGCAUACUACUUAGUUAAAGAACGAACUUUCAGUCUUUUCACUUUAUAUCAUUAGAACCAGUUCUCAUCAAAGUUAAUCCCCUCUUCUCCUCCGUGCAAUGAAUUAUCCGACGGGAGUCGGUGACAUCUUGUAGAAAUGUAAAUAAUUGUGAUUAUAAGCUUGUAUGGUGGACGAAAUUAUUUUAUUUUGAUGAUGAAUAUAAGUGAUGGGAAUAUUUAUUUUCGAAUAAUAUAUUAUGUACAAAUUUAAAAGUUGAUCAGCUUUUUAUGUUGAUCCAUAAAAAAGUAAGUUAAGAAAACAGAAUAGAAACUUUUCCAAUUUCAGAUUACAACCUGUAUUUGACAUGUUUUUAUAUAAGCAAUUUUGUUUUGUUUUCCAGAAACAAGAAAACUAUUCCUUUGAAACUUUAUUUUGUAGAUUAAUAUUGUAGUUCAAUAGUUUUUCACUUUAUAAUUGUUAGAGCAAUUUUUUUACAUACAUAUUGUCGUAACGGAAUUUAUCGAUUAAUUCAUGAAGAUUAUUUAUAUUUUUAUUGAGAAUGUUAUUUAUAUUGUAUUUUUCUUAACUUGAUUGAAUAAAAAUUUUAAGUGAUAGAUAUAUAUCACGAUAUAUGAUGAUCUGAACUUCCGGAAUUGUUUAGUUCAAUUUACAAUGCUUCCCUUUUUAUUUAUUUUCAUUUAUUCUUUUACUACCAAUUUUUAUCAAAGAGGUAAACAUUUUAUUGGUGGCCUUUUUAUGAUAUACUAAUUGUAGGGACCCGUAGAAAAAUUUUCUAUAACCGAUAACUUCAAUUCCAUCUGACAAGCAUAUUCUUAUGAAAUGAAUUCUUAUUAUACACAUGUCUAAAUAUGGGAGGAAUAAAACUGGGAAUCGAUUUUGAAAAGUUUAUAAGUUCUGAAUUUUCUUACGAUUUUUAUGAAAAUAUAUUUCUCAAGGCAGUGAAUAUACAUUUUAGUGGUAUCUGCGUUUUUGAGUGCUACUUGAUUGAUUUUAUAUAAGAUUUGGAAGGCUGAUAACCAAAUAAAUUUUGUAUAUUUUGAUUCAGUUUCUUCGAAAAUUCUAUUUUGUCCACACUACAUGUAAUAUACGAAACACGUAAAAGCACAUGAUUUAUUUAAAUAAUCAGUAUUAUCUCAUGAAGAUGUAAACUUGUUAUUUUGACGUACUUGUAAAAUGAAAACAGAAAGAGGCAUUGAAUCUCUUCAUUACUACUUGAAUAUCUGACUGAAUUUUUCGUGUGGAUUUCUUUUCAAUUUCUAUGUGCUAGAUAAUUCAUCAUCUCUACGUACCAAUAAACAAAUCUGUAAGGAUUAAUUAAAUAAUUAAUCAGAUGAUUACAGGAAAUAAAAUUGCAUUUAAUGUAAAGAAUUUUUAUUUGCACUUCUUUUGUUUGUAGUGAAAUCCUUCAAUAGAAGUCAGACUUUUUAUAA